AUGACUAUUUAUCUCGUCCCGACGACGUUUACAAGAGAAUAUGUCUCGUGCAACGUUUAUUAUCAUCCAUUAUUGAAACCCUGAGAGUGUCUAGACCAUAAAAGUGAAGUUUUAUUGAAUUUUACAUCCAGUUAUCGUUAAGCAUUGACAAUUGUUAGUGUUUUUUGUUUAUUGUUUAUCAUAAGAACAAAACUUCUUUAUUUCGAGAACAAGAAAAAUUUAUUUUUUUAUAAAAACUAUACUUAAAUUCGUUAUCAACAGAAAAUGAGCUUACAAGAAAUUGAAAUUAAGAAAAUUGCUGGACCAUUCGAUCUUAGUGAGGGUCCACACUGGGAUGAUUUAAAUCAAGUUCUUUAUUUUGUCGACCUGAUGGCUAAAACGAUCCAUGCAUAUGAUCCAGUAACAACGAAAGUUACAAAAGCUAUUAUAAACAAUGGUCCAGUUGGGUUUAUUAUACCAGCUGCUGGAAAAAAAAAUACUUUUAUCGCUGGGAGUGGCACUGAUCUAGUCCAAGUAAUUUGGGAUCCAAAGUUUGAUAAUUUAAAUCCUGAUUUCAAGAUAUUGACAACUGUGGACGUUGGGAAAUCAAAUACACGAUUCAAUGACGGCAAAGUUGAUUCUUUUGGCCGAUUAUGGGCUGGUACAAUGGGACACAUAGGUAAUACUUUUCCACCCAAUCAAGGAUCACUUUACAGAUUUGGAGCUGAUUAUGUCCCAAACACGAUAGCUUCUUCAAUUACUAUCAGCAAUGGCCUAGCCUGGAGUCAUGAUAACAAAAUAUUUUAUUUUAUUGAUUCACCAACUUAUGAAGUUUUUGCCUAUGAUUUUGAUGAAGAAACUGGUGAUAUUUCAAACAAGAAAACAAUAUUUAAUUUUAUUGAGAAUGGUAUCCCUGGAAUACCUGAUGGAAUGACGAUUGAUAAAUCAGGAAAUCUUUGGAUCGCUUGUUACGAUGGUGGAAUGGUGAUUCAAAUCAAUCCCAAUACUAGUGAACUGAUGCGUCAAAUUGAAGUACCAUCAAAAGAGACAACGAGUGUGGCAUUUGGUGGUAAAAACCGAGAUAUUCUUUAUGUAACGUCAGCAAGACAAAAAGAAACAGAAAAUGAUAAACAACCAAUGGCAGGAUGUCUUUUUGAAAUCCAUGGCCUUGGUGAAACUGGAAAUCCUAUGAUGGCUGUUAAAAUUUAAAUUUUUAUUAAGUUUUGUUUCAAAGAUCCUUGUACUCUGUUAUAUAAAAAAUAACUUUUUAAAUACUAAUAAAUAAUAAACAUAAAUAACUACUAAAAAUAA
Molecule: messenger RNA, 1290 nt
Organism: Aphidius gifuensis
Lineage: Eukaryota; Metazoa; Arthropoda; Insecta; Hymenoptera; Braconidae
Product: regucalcin-like
Exons: 6
Coding region: 265-1188 (307 amino acids)
Biological process (GO): L-ascorbic acid biosynthetic process
Molecular function (GO): gluconolactonase activity; enzyme regulator activity; calcium ion binding
Source: RefSeq, a predicted model, not a curated record